AUGCGCACAGCUGUCGCACAGUCUUUAGCGGCCCUUGUGGCUUUGGUCGACCUUGUCCCCACUACCCAUGCCCAGAUCACACCGCAGCAGAUAUAUCAACCGCCGCCGGCCUCAAGCGGGGCGGUUUCACAACAACAGUCCAACCUAACCAAUGGAGUCAAUCCGCAGUACACAGAUCUCCUCGGCAAUGCUCUGUGGUUUUACGAGGCUCAACGAAGCGGUGCUCUCCCCUCCAACAACCGUGUGUCUUGGCGAAACAGCAGCUGCGAGAAUGAUGGCUCCCUCAACAACACCGAUCUGUCUGGUGGCUACUAUGAUGCCGGCGAUUACAUCAAAGCCACCUACCCAUUCUGCUGGACCAUGACCUCGAUCGCCUGGAGCGCGCUUAGCUUUGGUUCGGCUUAUUCGAGAAGCUCGCAAGACGCAUACCUCGAUUCGACACUGCGUUGGGGCCUCGACUGGCUUUCCAAGGCGCAUUCGGAUCAGGACACGUUGUGGGUUCUCGUCGGCAAUCCUGCCGUCGACGACCAAUAUUGGGGUGGCGAUCUCGACAUCCCCGGUCCACGAUCGUCGUACAGCGUCACUCGGCAGAAUCCAGGGACCGACGCCUUUGCGUCCUGCGCUGCCGCCUUUGCCGCAUCAGCCUACCUGUACAGCGGAGAGAGUGGCUUGCUUCCUACCAGCCCAAAUGGCGCCAACCUCGGUGGCGUACCUAGCAUCCGCAAUCGCACCUACUCGGAAGCGCUGUUGCGCCAUGCCGAUGGCCUGUGGGACCUCGCCAUCAACAGCUCGCCCAGGCAGGUCUAUUCGGUGGCACAACCUGUUGCCGGUCAGAGCUACCCAUCGAGCGACUACGAAGAUGACCUUGCCUUCGCCGGCUUGUGGAUGGCUCUGGCUAAAGGGGACGCCAGCUACGUCAAUGAAGCCCUCACGUUCUAUCCGAAUGGCACCAAUGGAUUCGCCAGCACCAACGCUGCCCUCAACUGGGACCGUAAGGUGGCAGCACUGCCCGUCCUUGCUGUUCAAAUGGCUCAGCGCAACACUUCUUUGAUCCCCAACAUGACGCGUUUCCAGACGGAUGCAGAGCUGUACUUUGAUCGCUUGACAGAUGGCAAGAUGCAGUAUGUCAGCCAGACCAAAGGUGGUCUCUACUGGUGGAGUGGUGACAGCGACGCCGCGAGUCUCAACCCUGCCCUGAACGCUGCUUUCAUUGCUGAUCUCUAUUCGAACUUUGCGACAACCUCGGCCAAGACGAGCGCCUACCGAUCUCUUGCCGAUUCGCAGGUCGACUAUCUUCUCGGCGACAACAGCUACAAUGGGCCGUAUAUCGUUGGGCAGCAUCCCAACAGCCCACAAAAUCCUCACUCGGCCAUGGCCUCGGGCGGCACUGAUAUCACCAACAUCAACAACAGUCCGCCCAAGGAAUUGCACGUGCUCUACGGAGCUGUAGUCGGUGGCCCGGACAAGCAGGAUCGCUUCUUUGACCUCCGAGAUGACUACCCUGAGACGGAGAUCGCGCUCGACUACAAUGCGCCCCUCAUAGCCGCCGCCGUCUCGCGGAUUGCCAGAAACGUGACCAAGGAUCCUCCCUACACCACGUCAAGCGGAAGUGCCAACGUCGCCUCGGGACGACCGACCGACGCAGCAUACCCUGCCGGCAAAAGCGGUGGACUCAGCAAGGGCGCCCAGAUCGCCAUUGCCGUCGUUGUCGUCGUCGUCGUGCUUGCCGCUGUCGGUGGUGUGUCUUGGUGGCAGCGCGAACGCCUCAAAUGGUGGUACCGCCAGAAGAAGAUGGGUCUGUAG
Pseudozyma hubeiensis SY62 is the source of this 1803-nucleotide messenger RNA. RefSeq names its product glycoside hydrolase. The transcript has a single exon. Lineage: Eukaryota; Fungi; Basidiomycota; Ustilaginomycetes; Ustilaginales; Ustilaginaceae. Gene Ontology annotation, biological process: carbohydrate metabolic process. Gene Ontology annotation, molecular function: hydrolase activity, hydrolyzing O-glycosyl compounds. Bases 1 to 1803 code for a protein of 600 amino acids. The record is from RefSeq and is a predicted model, not a curated record.